AUGGAUCAGAACAUCGUCCUCGAAUGUGCUAAUUUGCAAGCGGAGGAAUACGAGGUCAUCAAGGCAAUUUAUCCGGACUUUAUUCUUUCGUUUUCUUCACCACCCAAUGAGCCUCAGAGUAUUCAUCUUCAGAUUGGUAUCCAAUUUUCAGUUCCAACUAAGAUGGCAAUUUAUCCAAUGAUGUAUGCGGAAGCCUGCGAAUCCUCGAUGUCUGUUACUGAGAUUGCUGUUAAACAUCUCCCCCCAAUUUUUCUCGACAUUUCCCUUCCACAGUGUUAUCCACUCUCUGAUCCUCCGACAAUUGGAUCUAUAAAGUUCCAUUCAUCAUGGUUAAUGGGCGCCGACGGUCUAAAAGCGACUUUAUUAGACAUGUGGGACGCCGGUGAAACGACCAUAUAUUCUUGGAUCGAGUAUUUACAGACUGGCCAGUUUCUGGGGGAGGAUGAAAAACUUAGAAAAAAGAUUUUCUACGACCCACCUGGUCAAUUAUCGGAGAUUCUUCUGGACUACGACCUUAAAACACAACGUACGGCAUUUCUUGAAGGAACGUACUUGUGUGACGUUUGCUUCGAAUACAAAAAGGGAACACAGUCUUGCCUUCGAGAGUUUUGGACGGCGGCGGUUCAGGAAGGCGAUAUUGGAAAGCUUGUGUGCAUCAAUCCAAAAUGUAUGAAAACUAAAACGGUUGCAAGUGAGGAAGAAUUACGAGAUGUGUUAUCCGAUAAUGCUUUCCGGCGCUGGAAAUGGCUUAAGGAAAAACGCGAGUUUGAACAAGAUGUAAAUCAUGCAUAUUGUCCAAUUUGUGAAAGCCCUGCAAGACCAUCGACCGACCAUGUGCCUGAAGAUAAGGAUGGCCCAUGGAGUAGAUAUAGAGAGUGUCCAAAAUGCAGGUUCACAUUCUGCAGGGUGUGCAGAUGUGUAUGGCACGGCGCUCAUUUCGACUGCCCUGUUCCUGUACAAAUUCUGACUCGCUAUAUGGAUGCUACAAAGAAUGGCACAGAUACAUCUUGGAUGAAGUUAGUGGAACAAACGUAUACGUCAGGCGUUCUCCAGCGCCAGAUAAAACGUUUCAGGGAAGAAGCCAAGAAGCUGCGCAAGACUCAUUCCUCAAAACCAACAUCUGCCCAAGACCGGGAUGCGGCGCGUACAUACAGCGGACCGAAGGUUGCAAUCAUAUGGUUUGCUCAUUGUGCAAGCAAUCCUUCUGCUAUGGCUGUGGAAGGCCAUUUUCAGAGCACGGAUCCAAAGGCUGCUUGGGGAAAUUUAUCUAGGAAGGAUGAGUUGUUGGGUCAUCCUUACACUCUCUUGCAUUUUUGGUUAACGUGA
Messenger RNA from Psilocybe cubensis, 1326 nucleotides. RefSeq lists its product as uncharacterized. Gene Ontology annotation, cellular component: cytoplasm; ubiquitin ligase complex. The coding region runs from base 1 to 1326 and encodes 441 amino acids. The transcript is spliced from 8 exons. The record is from RefSeq and is a predicted model, not a curated record. Gene Ontology annotation, molecular function: ubiquitin protein ligase activity; zinc ion binding; ubiquitin conjugating enzyme binding. Gene Ontology annotation, biological process: protein polyubiquitination; ubiquitin-dependent protein catabolic process; positive regulation of proteasomal ubiquitin-dependent protein catabolic process. NCBI's taxonomy places the organism in Eukaryota, Fungi, Basidiomycota, Agaricomycetes, Agaricales, Agrocybaceae.